Chroicocephalus ridibundus (black-headed gull) is the source of this 1630-nucleotide messenger RNA. It is a transcript of the gene MRPS30, whose product is annotated as mitochondrial ribosomal protein S30. Gene Ontology annotation, cellular component: mitochondrion; mitochondrial large ribosomal subunit; ribosome. The coding region runs from base 50 to 1429 and encodes 459 amino acids. NCBI's taxonomy places the organism in Eukaryota, Metazoa, Chordata, Aves, Charadriiformes, Laridae. Gene Ontology annotation, molecular function: structural constituent of ribosome. The transcript has 5 exons. Gene Ontology annotation, biological process: translation. The record is from RefSeq and is a predicted model, not a curated record.
UUUCCGGUUUGCUGAACGCUGUCCUUCCGCUAUCUGGCGGCUCUGCGAAAUGGCGGCGUCCCGGGGCCGGCGGCUGCUGUGGCACGGCCGGCGCUGGUUCUCGCAGACGGAGUCCGCUGCUCCCCCCCCGCCGCCGCCGCCGUCCGACUCCCUCUACCCGCCCAUCGUGGCGUCCGCCACGGCGAAGAGCAAAGCGGCCAAGCGGCGGCGCCUGGAGCACUUCAACCAGCAGGUGCACGCGGCGCCCUCCAUCGAGGAGAAGCUGCGGCUCUACGGGAAGCUGCAGCGGCCCAAGUACAUGGUCUACCCGCAGACUUUCGCCCUCAACGCCGACCGCUGGUACCGGAGCUUCACCAAGACCGUCUUCGUGCCGGGGCUGCCCCCGAGACCAGCGCCGGCAGCUGCGAGAGCCCCGGCAGCGGUGGCGCCGGAGGCCGCGAAAGCCCCGGAGGGCGCGGCACCUCAGGCCGCCAAGGCCCCGGAGCCGGCAACGGCGGCACCAGGGGCUGCGAAAACCCCGGAGGUCGCGGGAGCGGCGCCGUAUCUGGACGUGGGCCAGCUGCGCUCCCUCGCCUGCGACGCCCUCCUGCAGGAGAGCUUCUACCAGAACAAGAAGCGGCCGUUCCUCUACCGCGAUCAGGAUCACACGCCCGGCCCGUUCCUCACGCAGCUCGUCUCCACCCUGGCCGCUUUCCUGUGCGGUCGCAACCCGCUGCUGGCUGCCUCCUCCCUUGAUCUAAAACCUGAAGUUAACUAUUACUGGCAUCAUGGUGAGGAGGUUGUUGUUCAUGGACAUCGAAAGGGUAGAGUCGAUCCUGUGCGAUUUCAGAUAGAUGAUAACCCGCACCUCCAGAUCCGUGUACCAAAGCAACUUCCAGAGUUUGUACCGCUGGAGUCAGAUCUUGGAGAUGUUCCCGUUAUUGAUCACAAACCAUCCAAACUGCCAUUGUUCAAAAAGCAGUAUGAAAACAAGGUAUAUAUAGGAUCAAAAGUGGCAGACCCAUGCUGUUAUGGACAUACCCAGUUUCAUCUUAUUCCUGAUAAACUAAAACGGGAAAGGUUUGUCAGAGCAAAUCUUGAGGAUCAGAUUGAAGUUGUUUAUCGAGCUAAUGGUAUUGCAAGUCUCUUUGCCUGGACAGCAGCACAAGCAAUGUAUCAAGGAUUCUGGAGUGAAGCAGAUGUGACCCGUCCUUUUGUAUCGCAGGCAGUAGUGACUGAUGGAAAAUACUUCGCUUUCUUUUGUUACCAGCUAAAUACUUUAGCAUUAACUGCAGAAACUAUCCAAAAUAACCCUCGGAAGAAUAUCUGUUGGGGUACAGACAGUAAGCCGUUGUAUGAUGUUGUGGAAGAUGGUAGUGUGAAAGGCUUUAAUGAUGAAGUUUUGCUUCAGUUGGUUCGUUUUCUGUUAAACAGGCCAAAAGAGUUGUAAAUCAUUAAGUAAUAAAGUAUUCCUGUUUAUGUGCCUGAACUUCAUUGUAACUCCACAAAGUAUGGGCUAAAAUAUGCCUUGUUUUAGUCAAGUAUUUGUCUAGCAAACACUAUAUACACAUUUUAUGAUAUUUGGGCCUUAUUUCUUUAUUUUAAAUGUAUGAUACUGUACACUGAAAAAUAAAUCUCUAGAAUACCUUAA